AUGGCGCAUGUUCUGCAACAGAUCUUAUUUCAGAGCCCUCCAUCUUUCUAUCUCAAAGUUACUGGAAUCUUGUCUCUUCUCGGGGGCUUUAAUGGUGCAUACUCGGAGGUCAGAGGAUCCAAUCUCACAUACUCCAAAUUUGCGCAGGCAAGAGAAGUAAAAGAAGCCAAGAAAAUAUCCAGCAGAAAUGGCAUGCUUAUUUGCUAUGCGCCGGCUUUGAUAGCUUCAUCACUGUUCUUGCUCUCCAAACUGGAAUACAUUGAAUCAACAGGCCUGCUGUCCUCCAUGGGGGUGAAGCAGGAAGCAAGCCCACGUCUCCUCACCAUCUCAUCUGCUCUGUUUAUACACUUCAUUAAGAGAGUAUUGGAGGUUCUGUUUCUGCACCGUUACUCUGGUGAUAUGCCCCUGCAAACUGCGCUGUUGAUUUCAUGUUCAUAUUUCUUUCACACUGUUAAUGUGUUGUACGCCCAGCAGCUCUCAGAGGGCAUGCGACCACCGGCUAGGGACUUGAUGUGGGUUGGAGUUGUGUUGUUUUGCAUAGGCAUUGGGGGGAAUUUUUAUCAUCAUUAUCUGUUAUCAAGGCUCAGAAAGGAUGGAAAAACAGGUUAUGUGGUGCCCAGUGGAGGAGCAAUUGGGUGUGGUCCAGUUGCGGGAGAGAUUUCUGAGACUGUGGACAUUGAUACCGCGGUUGUCGCAGGUCGACCUUGA
Cryptomeria japonica (Japanese cedar) is the source of this 708-nucleotide messenger RNA. RefSeq lists its product as uncharacterized. The transcript is spliced from 3 exons. Lineage: Eukaryota; Viridiplantae; Streptophyta; Pinopsida; Cupressales; Cupressaceae. Bases 1 to 708 code for a protein of 235 amino acids. Gene Ontology annotation, biological process: lipid metabolic process. The record is from RefSeq and is a predicted model, not a curated record. Gene Ontology annotation, molecular function: oxidoreductase activity, acting on the CH-CH group of donors.